AUGGCCUUCCUGGGUGCCUUGGAGUCGGCUCUCGCUCAUCUGCACAACCUCGGUCUCGCCCACAACGAUCUCAACCCUGCAAACAUAUUAAUCAGCGAAACGGGCAUGCCGGUCCUCAUUGACUUUGAUUCAUGCCGUCCCAUCGGACAAAGACUGCUUCAUAGCCGUGGCACACCGGGCUGGACCGACGAAUCGGACAGUUGGGACACGUCAGAGAUUCGACACGAUACGUUUGCUAUUGAAAAGAUCCGGGGAUGGUUAGACGAGCAGCUGAAGGUAGUCGGCCCCACGCUGUAA
Molecule: messenger RNA, 297 nt
Organism: Colletotrichum higginsianum IMI 349063
Lineage: Eukaryota; Fungi; Ascomycota; Sordariomycetes; Glomerellales; Glomerellaceae
Product: Serine threonine-protein kinase
Exons: 1
Coding region: 1-297 (98 amino acids)
Biological process (GO): protein phosphorylation
Molecular function (GO): ATP binding; protein kinase activity
Source: RefSeq, a predicted model, not a curated record